UUGAUGAGCGCGUCCAGUAAUGACUGGGGGAUCUCGGCAAGUAACAUGACUAAAAAGAAGCGGGAGAGUCUGGGCGUCGCUCUGGAGAUCGAUGGGUUAGAGGAGAAACUGUCCCAGUGUCAGAGAGAUCUGGAGGCCGUGAACUCCAGGCUCCACAGGGCGGAGCUGAGCCCAGAGGCCAGGAAGUCUCUAGAGAAGGAGAAAAACAGCCUGAUGAGCAAAGCCUCCAACUAUGCUAGGUAUCUGGCAGAGGGCAGGACUCAGGAAACAACGUGUGGCUCUACCUGCCACUUAUUCCAGGGAGGUCCCAGCUGCCCUCAAGAGUUCAUAGUUGGCCAGAUGAGACACCUGCAAGGAUAAACACCACAGAGCCAACCCUGUGACAGGCAAGAGGACUCACCAGUUGUGUCAUACCACCUCCUAACUUGGUGACCCCCUCACCCACCCCACCCUCAAACUCAACUACAUUUGAAGAGAAAUGGUUAAACAGCAUUGGGAGUGACUUUAUUAGGCUGAGAUCUGUAGCCAGAAGGGUGUGAGGAUCUGGGCAGGGACAACAUCAUUUUUAUGGGUAAAAAGGGACCUCUGUUCUCAGCAGUAUGCAAAGCAGACAGGAACAAUAGAGGGGUCUAAACCACCUGCCCCAUCCUCACUCUCUUUU
Molecule: messenger RNA, 661 nt
Organism: Otolemur garnettii (small-eared galago)
Lineage: Eukaryota; Metazoa; Chordata; Mammalia; Primates; Galagidae
Gene: CCDC167
Product: coiled-coil domain containing 167
Exons: 4
Coding region: 4-360 (118 amino acids)
Source: RefSeq, a predicted model, not a curated record